Molecule: messenger RNA, 2261 nt
Organism: Pangasianodon hypophthalmus (striped catfish)
Lineage: Eukaryota; Metazoa; Chordata; Actinopteri; Siluriformes; Pangasiidae
Gene: ell2
Product: elongation factor for RNA polymerase II 2
Exons: 12
Coding region: 311-2188 (625 amino acids)
Biological process (GO): positive regulation of transcription elongation by RNA polymerase II; snRNA transcription by RNA polymerase II; transcription elongation by RNA polymerase II
Cellular component (GO): transcription elongation factor complex
Molecular function (GO): cis-regulatory region sequence-specific DNA binding
Source: RefSeq, a predicted model, not a curated record
GAUACGUGAGGUUUCACCAUCACCAUGAUUACAGCACGGGAAAGACUGUGACGAUUCUCACAGCCUGAGAUCAACCGAGAAACACUUGCCUUUUUUUUUGCUGUUUUGUAAAUAAAGGACUGAAGAAAAAACAGAGAGAAACGGGAGCGUGAGCUCCUCCUUCGGUGCGAAAGAGAAAGAGAGAGAGAAAGAGAGAGAGAGAGAGAAAAAGAAAGAGAGAGAGAGAGAGAGAGAGAGAGAGAGAGAGAGAGAGAAGCGCUGGCUGAUUUAGGCUCUACGUCAGAGGGACGAUGGUGGCAGGCUGGUAAAGAUGGCCGCUCUCUCCGAGGACGGGAGAUACGGACUCAAUUGCGGCCGCAAUGCCGACAGAAUCACCGUUUUGCACGUAAAACUCACCGAGACGGCCAUACGAGCGCUAGAAAACUACCAAAACUGUAAGAAUGUACCGUCCUCGCGGCCAACAAUACAUUUCCAAGGACUGCAAGGGCGCAUCAAGAUUCCAAAGUCUGACGUCUCGGAUGGAUCUCACAUCUUCGAUUUCUACCUGUCCAAUGUCGGCAAGGACAAUCCUCAGGGAAGCUUUGAAUGCCUUCAACAGCAUGUGUCCAGCUCCGGGGGUCCCCACUUGUCCUCUCUGGGGGCGAUCCAGGACAAAAUCACAGUGUGCGCCACCAACGAUUCCUACCAGGUGACCAGAGAGCGCAUGACGCAGGCCGAGGAGGACACGCGCAAGAGGGGCACCAAGGUCAUCAAACCUGGAGGGCAAUUCAGAGGUACAAAGGUGCAGAUCCGAAAGCCAGCUCCCUCUGCCCCCGAUCCAGUCCCAGAGAGGAAACGGUCGACCCCCAUGAAUCCAGCCAACACCAUCCGCAAGUGCCUUACCAGCAACCCGGUGUCCCAGCGGCCAUACCGGGAGCGCAUCAUCCACCUCCUGGCUCUGCGCUCCUACAAGAAGCUGGAGGUCUUGGGCAGGCUGCAGCGAGACGGGAUCAGCCAAAAGGACCGCAACUCGCUGGGGAGCACCUUACAGCAGGUUGCCAAUCUGAACCCAAAGGAUAACUCGUACUCCUUAAAGGACUUCAUUUACCGUGAGGUCCAGAGAGACUGGCCCGGCUACUCGGAGGAUGAGCGUGUUCAGCUGGACCGGAUCUUAGCUCGUAAACUGGGCCUGCCUGCAGAUUCACUCUCAUCCAGCAGUUCUCCAAAAGAACCAACAUCACCACAGAAGCGCCAGCCUCAGGGUGACUUCAUUGACCCUCUGAUGUCCAAGAAACCCCGUAUCUCCCAUCUCAGCAGCCGAGGAGCUCAGAGCUCGUCAGAUCGUCGCCCGCCUACAGAAAGUGAGGAAAAGAGACCAGCUCCUCCAGUGAAUGCAGCCUGCCCAGGCCCUUCGUCCCAGCCCCCAGUGUCCCAUCCUCCCUCUGGCUCGAACUCCAACUCGCCCAGCACACCCGAGGGCCGCGGAACUCAGGACCUGCCCCUGGACCAGAGCUCCACAUGUGGGGAGGAGACCGAACGCUACGCACCCCGCUCCCUGACUCCCAGCUCCAACUUUCUCCCAGCCUCCGCCAUAUCCCCAGCAGCCAACAGUAGCAAAAAACCUAAAAAGAAGUCAAAGAAGCACAAAGACAAGGAGCGGGAGCGGGGGAGGGGAGGGGAGGACGAGAGAGUGCGGCACAGGGAGGGACAGGCUGAGAAAGAAGAGAGGCCAAGAAAGAGACACCGCACCGAGGCAGAGAAACACUCGCCAGCUAAUGUGGACAGCCCAUCAGAUGCAGAACUGCACAGAGAAGACAGAACAAGCAAACCUGAGCUCACUGAACUUUCCACCCCAGUGAUACCUGAGUACAUAGCUAAAUACACUGCAGUAGUGUCUAUGGAUCAGAGGCAGCGCUACAAGGACGCCUUUAACGCAGAGUACGAUGAAUAUCGCACUCUUCACGCUCGUGUGGAGAACAUUACACGGCGCUUCACACAGCUGGACGCUCAGUGCAGACGCCUGCUACCCGGAACCAAAGAGUACCAGGAGGUGCACGAAGAGGUGCUUCAAGAAUACAAGAAAGUCAAACAACACAACCCAAAUUACCACGAAGAGAAGCAGCGCUGCGAGUACCUGCACAACAAGCUGGCCCACAUCAAGAGGCUCAUUGCUGACUUUGACCAGCGGAGGGCGCAGUCCUGGCGUUAAGCGGUGGGACCCCAGCAGCCAAUCAGAGCUCUUCUCAGCCUAAAGACCACAACCAGUGGCAGCCAGGGGAUUA